AUGACUUGUAGGUUUGUUCUUGUGGUGCUUCUUGGUGCUCUUAUUUGUAACACCUACGCUAGGAAGCUUGAAAGCUCAGGGGGAUCUAGUGCUGCCGGAGAUGGUGAUGGAAUCUUUGGACAGCCUGGUGUCGGGGCUAAUAUCGGUGGUGUAGCACUGCCUGGAAUCGGCGGUGGACAGCCUGGUAUCGGAGGUGGACUACCUGGAAUCGGUGGUGUACCACUGCCACUGCCUGGAAUCGGUGGUGUACCACUGCCGCCUUGA
This is a messenger RNA of Cornus florida, 264 nucleotides long. RefSeq names its product FAM10 family protein At4g22670-like. The transcript has a single exon. The coding region runs from base 1 to 264 and encodes 87 amino acids. Lineage: Eukaryota; Viridiplantae; Streptophyta; Magnoliopsida; Cornales; Cornaceae. The record is from RefSeq and is a predicted model, not a curated record.